UCAUCAUAACAAAGAGGAGUUUGGCCGCAGCCAUCGCUUGAGAGGUCACAGACUCCCGGGACACAGCUUACAGCUGGGACUUGGACGCAAGGAACAAAUUGCCGAGCUGAACAAUGUACUCGGAGCAGGGGAGUCGGUAGGAGCUGGAACCAGCCGCCCGCCGUCCUUUUCCCGGCUGCAGAAAGCCGAGCUGGAGAGGAGUGAGUUGAAGCGAUAGUCCGCACCCACCUCCAGCUGCCAGAUCCCCGAGGAGGUACUGCUGCAGCCCCCUUCCCCAUCCCUGGACCAUGGCUUCCAUCAAAGCCAAAGCUCUUUACAGCUUCCAGAGUGAGAACCCCGAGGAGAUCAGCAUCCAGGAAAACGAGCAGCUGCUGGUUUUUAACGAGAAGUCUUUGGACGGUUGGCUGGAAGGCCAGAACAGUCGAGGAGACAAAGGGCUCUUUCCAGCUUCUUAUGUGGAAAUUCUCAAGCCCAGCACACCCUUACCAUACACUUCCAAUUCCACUUUCACUCACCACUCACCAGGGAAUCACUCUGCAAUUUACUCCCCCAGUUCAGCCUCCUCCUACCAACUGGGCAGCUAUGAGGAAGAUGAUGAUGAUGAUUGGGAUGACUGGGAUGACUCUUCCACUGUGUUCGAUGAACCUGGUGUGUCCAGUAACACCAAUGGCCACAAUCACCUCCAUCCAUACACAGUCUCCCCAUAUCCUAACGUGAUGUACAGGCAAAAGCCAUCAGUGGAGAGGCAGGACAGCACUGCCAGCAGGCUGAGCACUAAAAGCAGUGCUGUGGGCAAGAACUUCAACCGUUUCUCAAGUUUUGUUAGAUCUGGAGGAGAGGCAUUCAUUCUGGGUGAGGUACCUGCUGUCUUUAAGACUUCAGAAACCUACGGUGUGGUGAUGAGCCCUGAUGGGCCUCAGUGGAGUGAGAGCCCUCACCCCUUUACCUGUACCAUUGAGGAACCCACCAAGCAAACCAAGUUUAAAGGCAUCAAGAGUUACAUUUCCUACAAGCUGACGCCUAGUCAAACCAACAACCCUGUUUAUCGUCGCUACAAACACUUUGACUGGCUACACAACAGGCUGCUGCACAAGUUCUCUGUCAUCUCUGUGCCACAUCUGCCAGAGAAACAGGCCACUGGCCGAUUCGAAGAUGAUUUCAUUGAGAAGCGCAAGAGACGCUUGAUUCUGUGGAUGGACCACAUGACAAGCCAUCCAGUGCUUUCCCAAUACGAGGGAUUUCAGCACUUCCUAACUUGCACAGAUGACAGGGCCUGGAAACAGGGAAAAAGACGGAUGGAAAAAGAUGAAUUAGUCGGUGCCAAUUCUUUCCUGACCAUCCAAAUCCCACAGGAGCAUCAGGAUCUUCAGGAUGUGGAGGAGAGAGUGGACACAUUCAAAACCUUCUCCAAGAGGAUGGAUGACAGUGUGCUGCAACUGACCAAUGUGGCCACAGACCUCUGCCGCAAACAUGUUGGAGGCUUCAGGAAGGAAUUUCAGAAAUUAGGCAAUGCUUUUAAUUCAAUAAGUCAGGCAUUUGAAUUGGAUCAACCACAUCUUGCAGUCCCUCUGAACAAGGCCAUUUUCAACACUGGCAAAACGUAUGAAGCCAUUGGAGAGUUGUUUGCAGAACAGCCCAAGAAUGAUCUGUUCCAUAUGUUGGACACACUUUCCCUGUACCAAGGCCUACUGUCCAAUUUCCCAGAUAUCAUUCAUGUUCAGAAAGGUGCCUUUGCCAAGGUGAAAGAUAGCCAGAGGAUGAGCGAUGAAGGAAAGAUGGAUCAGGAGCAAGUGGAUGGGAUAAAGAGACGAUGUCGAGUGGUAGGAUUUGCUCUACAGGCCGAGAUGAACCACUUCCACAAGCGCAGGAUCAUAGAUUUCAAACGCAUGAUGCAGUCUUACCUUCAGCAGCAAAUUGUCUUCUAUCAGAGAAUCAGCCAGCAAUUGGAGCAGAGUCUGCAUUUGUAUGACUCAUUGUAAUAAAAGACCCUCACUCCUUGACUCUAGAAGAUUAUGUGGGAAAAACAUACCUAGGCUCCUCCAUGAUCCACUUGACUUGUCUACAUUCUCUCCAAUUCUUCCCUAAAUCUUUUUGAAUCCUCUCCAACUUCCCUUGAGCUUUACCAAUCCCCAACUCCUCCCUGAUUUCCUGACUCCGCCCAACCUCCUCACUCCUCCCCAAGGUCUUAACUCCUCCUUAUCCUCUUGACUUCUCCCCUAUUCUCCAACUCCUCCCCAGUCCCUGGUUUCCACCCCAAACCCCUUGACUCCACCCAAUCCCCUGACUGCUCACCAACAUCUAUGACUCUCCCCCAAUGCCGACUUCUCCCCAAUAGAUUUGACUCUUUCCAGUUCAUUUGACUCCUCAUAAUUCCCUUAACUCCAGCCAAUUCCUUCAACUCCUCCCAAUCCCCAAAGCACCGCCACAACUCCUCCCCAGUCUUUUGACUCCUCCCUGAUCCCUCAAUACUUUCAUAACUCCUCUCCAGUCCCUUCAAAUCCACCCCCAUUCUUUUUAACUGUCCCCUAAUUCCCCAAUUCCUCUCCAAACUCUGCAGUAUCUUCACAACACCUCCACAACCCUCUCAACUUUCCCCCAAUCCCCUUGACUCACUCCCCAAUUUCCUCAAAUCAUCCCAUCCCCUCAGUUCCUUCCCAAAGUCUUUAACUCAUCUCAAUCCCUGACUGUGCCUCAAUCACCUUGAUUCUUUUCCUGAAUUCCCUAACUCCUCCCCAAACCCUGAGACUCAUUCCCUAUCCCUUGAAUCUCCCCUAAUCCCCUCAAUUCUACCCAAUCCCCUCAACUCUACCCUAAUCCCCUUGACUCUUCCUACAAUUCCUUUAGCUCUUUUCCUAAUUCCUUUGACUCCUUCCCUAGUCCCCUCAGUUCUUUCCCCAAUCCCUUUGACUUUUCACAGACUCUCCUCAAAUCCCAUUGACUCCUUCCUUGAUCCCUUCACCUCCUUCUCCAAUCUCCUCCAGUCUCCUCAAUUCUGCUGACUUCUUCCCCCAUCUCCCUGAAUUCCCUUGACCUUUCCCUGAGCUCCUCAACUCUUCCCUAGUUACCUUGACUCUCCCUCAAUCUCCUCAACUCUGCCCCCAUUCCUCAUUGACCAACCCUGAUCUCCUCAACUCUCCUGCGAUUCCUCUUCUGAUUGCUUUGAUCCCUCCCAUCCUUUCAAGUCCUCCUCCAAUCUCCCUUAGUUCUCUCAAUCACUCUCCAUUCAUUCAAAUAUCCCUAUAAGCUCCUCCAAUCCCUCUGACUUUCCCCUAUUCCCAUUACCUCCUCCCUGAUUCCCUCACUCACAUAUAGUCGAUAUCAUAACGGAUGCAAUUCAUUACUGAGAUGGAACUGCAGCACCAGGAGCCAGUUCAUUGUGAGCUGAGUUUUCAUGUAACAGCAAGUUCACUUAUCUCUCACCAUCAUCACUGCAAGUCUGGAUAAUUCAGAGCUGUUUACACAUUGUGCUUAAAGAAAUCAGUUCAGAGUGUGUUGUUCACCAGUACCAACGUCUUUAGUGUAUUUAUGUGGAAUCUAAUCUUGCUUUGGAUUAUAUUACCAAGGCAGGGCAGGUGGCAAAACUCUGCUAAAUCACUUCUACCAAGUGUACAUUUUUCGGGAGACAUUCAAACAGAAACAGCCACAUUGACUGUGGGUUUUUCUAUCUUUGACACUUAAAGGAGAUUGAUUUCCCAAAAAUGAGGGAGACGGCAUGAAUUCAGAAGCAGUUCACUUCUUCCAGCUCCCAAGGUUUACAUUCAUUUUCUGGCAGAGGAUAUGGCUUCACAAGAUCACCACCACCGGAAUUAGCUCUCAGUCUCAGACUGUGGCAGUUGCAGAUUGUCACCACAGGAUGUUUGAACUGUUGUGAUAGUUAAUUAUUUUCUAUACAGGGACGUACGGGACAUAUUCAAAGACAAAUCUUUAGUAUUACAGGUAGGAUGUAAACUGUAGUAGAGCAAUUUGUUUAAAAUUUGCUAAGCUAGAUAACAUGGACUGUUGGGUUGGCAGAUUUGUUUUCCAAAAUGUUGGGUAUGUUUUGCUGGGAUUAAGGAAUUGACUUUCGAAAUGGAAAAUGUUAACAGAAUGACAGCAACUGAAAGAAAAAGAGAACAUGAGGGAGGAUUAGAGGCCACUGCAGGAUGUGUGAGAAGAGGUGAUGAUGAAGACAGAGAGGAAUGACAGGCUAUACUAGAUAAAGGGACUUCUUUAUACUCUUCUAAAUGAGCGUGUAAGUCCCUGGUGAAAGUUGUCUCACUGUGAUUUAGCCUGUAGUUACAAUGUGCCAAUAUCUUGCUCCUGGUGUGCUGGAUGGUUCAAGGAGUACACUGCACUUUAGAUUAUAUUCUCUCAAACUGUUCCACUACAAUGUUAUUCAGAGCUGUAUAUCAUUUUUCAAUUGUACACUGAUAAUCAGGGCUGGUUAUAAACACUGCUAUAUCAGCAAUAUUUAAUAUUCUCAAUAUAAAAAAUGCAUAAUGAUAACCGUACAUGAUCAAUAUGUGUAGAAUGUUCCAGAGGGACUGAGAGCAUCAGUGGUGUAAUUCAAUGGGGGAGGCUACUGUUGGUAAACAUACUAGGCAUUUUACCCAGCCAGCAUGACUCAAAGGGGCAAGCUGUUAUUAUUACAGGUACUGGGCACUAUAGCUAGUCAGCAUGACCCAGAGGGGCAAAGUAUUUUUAGAACAGGUAAUGGACACUGGAACUAGUCAGUGUGACUCAGAGGGGCAGGCUGCUGUUAGAACAUGUACUGGGCACAGAACUUAGUGUGACAUAAUUGGGCAUAUUAAUGUUAGUACAGGUACUGUGUACUCUAACGGGUCAGUGUGACUCAGAAGGGCAAGCUGCUGUUUGCACAGGAACUGGGCAAAAGUCAAGAUGUAAUGUAUCCUCAUCAGAGAAUAUCCACGCACCCUAUUUAAGAAGUAAUGAUGACAUCAAAGCAGUGGCACAUCUUUAGUUAAAUGUUGCAAAGAUGGUGUCAGUAUUAAUGAACCACUGCUGGUCCCAGUGGGAAUUGGACAGUGACGUAAAUGCCAAUGCCUUACAUCAGUAAUCAUAAAGCCUGGACUUCCUAACUUUAUAGUUCACGGUAUUCCAAUCCGUCCUGGCAUCUCUACUUUUUCCGAGUUUUGGAGGAGCUCGUGGAGCCUUGAUUUGGAAUAGGUCCUUACGUCCAGUCAACUAUAAACCCGAUUUGCAGUAGCUGGGGUGAACUCAAUGUCAGGCCUUUGUUGCACUGCCAUGUUCCCAAACUAACCCUGGCGUCUGCAGUCGAAAGCUGUGUGUAGAAAUAUAAUACAUAGUGAGAUUCAAGCAGCAACUCCAACGUGUUCUGACCACUGAGACUGUGCACAUGUUGGAUCUCAGCGCUUUGGCUAAUAGAAGGGAGUGACAUCAGACAGUGACUAGAACUCCUCAACAAAUCAUUCAGAAACAGGAUGUGAUUUCAGAAAAAAGCAACAUUUAGAAGAAGCCCACUCAGCAUCGCAAGUUAAAACUCAAUGGCUCAUCCCUUGUGAUAUAACUGAAAUAGAAACUCAGACUAGGUAACAACAGGCACAGAUCCUAUUUCAGUGUCAGAUACAGAUACAGGUGGUAUUAUAGUGUCUACAAUGGCUAUGAACAGACUCAGACUAUGCUAAUGUUUAGACUAUUCUAAUGGUUAAUACUCAACACAGAUUUUCACAACAGAAACAACUUUGCAACUGCUAAGCCCAUUAAGAAUCUUAUGUGUUUUUUUCAUAAGGUCUUCUCUCAUUCUUCUAAGCCCCAAUUAGUACAAGUCCAACCUAUUCAACCACUCCUCAUAGGGAAAUCCCUCCAUGUCUAAACUAAGUGAGUAAACCUUCUUUGGACUGCAUCCAAUAUCAGUAUAUCUUUCCACAGUAUUCACCGUAUUCCAGUUGAGGUCUGAAUCUGCAUUGUAUAGAUUAGAAUGGUGCUGGAAAAGCACAGCAGGUCAGGCAGAAUGCAAAGAGUAGGAAAAUUGAUGUUUCAGGCAAAAGCCCUUCAUCAGGAAUGCUGCCUGACCUGCUGUGCUUUUCCAGCACCACUUUAAUCUAGACUCUGAUCUCCAGUAUCUGCAGUCCUCACUUAUGCCUAUGCAUUGUAUAGUUUAGCAAGAAAACUUUCUUUUUAUACUGCGUUCCCUUUGAAAUAAAAGCCAACAUUCCAAUUGCCUUCCCUAUUAUCUGCAGAACUUAGAUGCUAAUUCAGUAGGAUUCCCAAAUUCCUCUGUGCUGUAGCUUUCUGCAGUCUUUCUCCAUUUAAAUAAUACUCAGCUCUUCCGUUCCUCCUGAUAAAGUUUUUUACCUGAUAUUUUCACCAAGUUGUGUUCCACCUGCCAAGUUUUUGCUCACCCACUUGCUUUUCUAUAUCCUGCUGCAGACUUCUGGUGUCAUCCUUACCCAUUUCCCAUCUUUUUUUAGGUCAUGUGCAAACUUGGUUCUAGUACAUCCUUCAUCCAAGUCAUUAUAAUGUAAAUAAUUCUGGCCCCAGCAGUGAUCUUUGUGACAUUCCACUAAUUACAGGUUGCCAUCCUGAAAAUGCCCCCUUAUCCCAACUUUCUGUUUGCUAUUGGUUAAUCUGUCCUCUAACAUACUACUUUCAACACCAUGGACACCAUAGACAUAUUUAUUAGCUUUUUAUGUGGUAUCUUAUCAAAUAUUGUUUGCAACUCCAAAUAUAUUACAUCAACUGGUUCGCCUUUAACUUUCCUGCUUGUUGCCUCCACAAAAAGCUGUAAUAAAUCCGUCAGGCAGGAUUUCCCCAUUAUGAAACCAUGAAGCCAUACUGUCUCUGCUUGAUUAUAUUGUGGGUUUCUAAAUCCUCUGCUAUUACAUAAUUUAUAAUAGCCUCAAAAUCUUUCCUAAUGACAGAUGUUAAGUUAACUGGCCUAUAAUUACCUACUUUUUUUGUCUCUCUCCAUUUUUGAAUAGUGGUGUUACAUUGGCAGUUCACUCAGCCUCUGGGACUUUACUGGAAUAUAAGGAUGAUUACAACUAGUUCCAACAGGCCAAACCCCCACACAGUGUCUACAAUUAACAGCAGGCACAAACCCCAUUACACUAUCUACAAUUAGUAACAACAGGCAAAACCUCAAUGCAGUGUCUACAAUUUGUAUCAAUAAGCACAAACCCCAUUACUGUGUCAAAAGUGAAGAACAACAGGCACAGACUGUAUGAUGUGUUUACAGCAGGCAAUGACAGAGCAAUUACUGUCUACAAUGGGUAAUUACAGGCACAAACCACAUUAUUGCGUUUACAAUGGAGAAUGAAGGGCAUCAGCCCAGAUUUCAGCCCAUGUUCGCCAAUGAGCGCAGCACAUUUAAACAACAUUUAUUUGCUAUUAGAGUGAUGUUACACAACCCUCUGGAGCAGCUAGCUCAAUAUUGAAGACCUUAAACAUCAUCUUGACAUUGAAAAUAGAAAAUAAAAUGACAAAAUAGAAAAUAGUUUUGUAA
Molecule: messenger RNA, 7465 nt
Organism: Hemiscyllium ocellatum (epaulette shark)
Lineage: Eukaryota; Metazoa; Chordata; Chondrichthyes; Orectolobiformes; Hemiscylliidae
Gene: snx33
Product: sorting nexin 33
Exons: 2
Coding region: 288-1979 (563 amino acids)
Biological process (GO): endocytosis; cleavage furrow formation; protein transport
Cellular component (GO): cytoplasmic vesicle; plasma membrane
Molecular function (GO): protein binding; phosphatidylinositol binding
Source: RefSeq, a predicted model, not a curated record